Messenger RNA from Struthio camelus australis, 3002 nucleotides. NCBI's taxonomy places the organism in Eukaryota, Metazoa, Chordata, Aves, Struthioniformes, Struthionidae. The record is from RefSeq and is a predicted model, not a curated record.
CUGACUUUUUGUGACUUGCACCAAUCUUCCCUUCCCUACAGGUUAGAUAACACACGCUGGGAAAAGUAGAGUCUGUGCUGUCUAUGGAAGCUCCGUAUUGGAGAACUGCAGCAGGCAUUGAAAAGCGGAUAUGGUCAUGCAUACCUAGGCAGCAGGAUUGUGACUUGCACUUACAUGAUCAACAACUGGAAGAAUGCCAAGUUCUAAAAGUAACUUGGUGUCAUUAGAUGAGGAUGUUAUAAAUGACAUUUCAGACUUGAGUGAAAUGAAAAUUUCAGAUGAAAAAGGAUCUAUUGAAAAGAGCACAAUGACUUUGAUUGAGAAGAAUGGCUAUCAUGACUCGAUAUACAUAAACGCAGCUAAGAUUUUUCAAGGCAUUCAUAACGAAAAGCCUCAGGAUAGAAUUUUGGUGCGGUAUGGUGAUGACACAGCAUCUCCUAUGCUGACUUUUAAAGAUGAAUAUUCCCAGCGUGUAUCUUAUGAACUGGCUUUCAGUGCUCUAAAAUAUCAAGAUCUUCUUGAAAAAAUACUGUUAGAUAGCUGCGCUUACCCAUGUCAGUCAAUACCAGAUGAAUUAACCAGCUUGCUUGUUGUGAUGCUUUAUGACCUACAAGACCGAAAGUUUCAAGCCCGAGAGAUUGUUGAUGAAGAAGAACCUGUAGCAGAAGUUCGGAAAAUAGAGCAUUAUCUAUACAGUUUUAAGACCAAAUUGGCAGCUGCACUAGCAAGAUGUCGAAUCAAACAUGAUGCUCUUUCAAUUGAAUACAUUCUACCAGAAACCGUACGGAAGCAGGAACGAAGGGCUUCUGCUUUACCUUUAUAUGCUUGGAUAAAUACAUUUAAAAUAAGCCUUCAAGACGUUUUCAGUAAUUUGAAGAAGAAGGGAUUCACAAGAGUUGAAUCCAUGUCAGACUUCGACCAUUAUACUUACUGUAUGGACCAACACUGCCAUGAUGUAUUGGUUUUUCCUUCCUCUCUUAAAGAAGACCUGCUUAAUUUAGAUCUUUUUGCAGAUUACAAACUCUUACUACAGGAUAAGUCUCGCAGCCUUGCUGUACAUUCUGUGCAUGCUAUGUUGAAUACAGAUGAUGACGUUGUAGUGGCUCACAUGGGUUCCCGUCUGACUGUUGCCCAUAUGUCAGUGCUGACAAAUCACAGCAUGUCCAGAAUUUUUGUUUGUGGUGUAAAAUCUCCAGCAAAAGAAGCUGAACUGAGGAACUUGUUCAGGCACAUGGGAUGCAAAAAUAUUCAGUUGUUACAUGAAGACUUUACUGAGAUUGGACCAACGGACCAGAGACUGCAAAAAGCAAAAGUUAUUCUGCUUCUGCCACAAUGCUCUGGAGUGGGUGUUGGCAAUCCAAUAGAAUUUAUUUUAAAUGAACACGGAGAUGCAGGAUUGCUUAGAGACCUUUUCCAAGGAUCUGUAUCUGAGGAUAAACUCAGUAUCCUUGCUGAGAGGCAGCUUGAAGAGUUGAUGCAUGCAAUGAAAUUUAACAAAGUACAAGCUAUUGUUUACUGCACUUCUUCAGUUUACCCAGAAGAAAAUGAACUAGUGGUGAACAAAGCACUGGAAUCUGGAGUGGAAGGAAAUAAAGUACAACCAUAUAGGCUUGUUCCUCCUGUUUUUCCUAUUCACUGCAAAUCAAAGGCUUCCACCGAAUUUUUUUUCAAAAUGGAACCAUCAGAAAUUUCCAAUUGCUGCUUUUUAGCUAUUCUAGAAAGAGAGGUAAGCUGAGAAAAUUACCACUUUAAAACACUUCAAAUAAAAGAUAUUGCCAUUUUUCCACUAAUGAAUAUAUGAAAUUGAACUUUUCUUUUUGUCUUUAACUGACUCCUCUUCAGUUAUCUUAAACUGACUAAAUAGUUGAGCAAAGCAGCAAUUUUUCCAGAGGUAACUGCAAUGGAAAUAUACAACUUCUGGAGUGUUAUGCCGAGCACAGGUUUCCAACAUGAGCCUUUUAUUUUGUAUCAGUUUGCAGUCAGAGCAAUCUCUUGAUCUAGAGCUGUCCUAGGAAUGUUUUAGAGGAAGUGUAUUGUUGCUGAUUAAGAAUCAUGAUAAAUGGUGUCUGUUGAAGUUACUGAGUCUGCGUCACCGAGAUUUGCUAGUAUUUAAGCAUGCAGUGUCACCACUAGGGAUUAAGACCAUUAUAAUUUGAAUAAAUUAGGUAAGCGUAUGUUUCUUUCCAAAACUAAGGCAUAUGUAAAUCUCACUUGAAUGGUGGUGGACUUCUGCUGAGUAAAUGGAAGUCUUGGUAUGAUUCCUGAGGAGAGGUUUUAAAGGAAGAGUUUACAUCUCUGAGCAUCAGUGUUUUCCUCUUGUGCCUGAAACAAGUAGGACUUUUUUCCACCAAAAGAGAGAGGAGGGAUCCAGUUAGAAUUUCAUUGAAAAUUAAAGAUAUGAGAUCUUAUUCGUACCACUUUCUGUCGCACUGAACUUACAGUGCUUGAAAGAAGUUUGCAUCUUCAGGGGGAAUUAAAAGAGAAAGCUUUUAUUAAGGUAAAAAACUGAGACAUGAAAAGCCUUUUAAAAUGAUCUAUUAUUGAUCUCCUCUCAACGCAGAGUAUUUCUUAACCUAGCUUCCUGAGUUAGCAAGCUUCAGUUAAUUGUGCUGUGUAACUCUGUCUACCGUAUUCUCUCUCUCCAGAAAAAGAAACAAUUUUGUUUCAGGUAGUUCAUGAGAGUAACUUUUUAGUCAAAUUCUACUGCACAGAACUAAUUGCUCAAUGGCCAAAUUUUAGAUAACUCUGGAAAUGCACAUUUUUCAUGAGUCAUAGCUUUUGUACUAAGAAGUAUAGGUUAAAGUCAAAUUUCUGGUUUUCAGAUACCUAUCCCUCUCCUUGGGUGACUGUAAAGAAUUUCUUCCCCAUUGUUUCUUUUUACAUAUCAGGAUAUUGACCUAGUUCCCAGUUGACUUAGUCUGAGAGUUCCUUGCUCAUGUAUUAUGAGCAAGGGAUUUUCAUUAUUAUGGAAGUUACUCACAUUUAAUGUUACUCAGAUUUCU